This is a messenger RNA of Paralichthys olivaceus (Japanese flounder), 3032 nucleotides long. Lineage: Eukaryota; Metazoa; Chordata; Actinopteri; Pleuronectiformes; Paralichthyidae. The record is from RefSeq and is a predicted model, not a curated record.
AUGACUAUGUUCAAUAAAGAUGUUACUGAAUGUGACACAUUAUAACACAGUGUGCCACACACACCUAUUUGGCAUGGUUUGGAAAAAUGAUUUACAGCAGAGCCUGGUCACAAGACAAAAUCUGCCCAAGCAUCCUAAAGCAGAGUAGCAACAGAGAAGCCCAUUGGCUAAGAGCUGUCAGCAGCUGAAAUAGCUAUGUAAACACUUUCCCUCUCUCCGUGAGCCCUGGUAAUUAUAGCCAGGAUGCUGGUGACGACAGUUGUCCUAUCGAGACUUCAAAUGCUGGAAUAAAUUUGACAUUAUGAUAUUUGAUCCCAGCUCCAGUGGCGCAGCCCACGUAAACAGUGGGGAGCAGUAUAAAGGCUGGGUACCCCGGCUGGAACAGAAGUUGUUUACCCUUUAGCCCAACGCUCCUGACUUAACCUCAACAACGAGGGGAAGGGGGCCCUUUAAAUCCAGGCGGCAGGUUUUUUGACGUAACACUGCUGAGGAAAAAUCUGGAGGGGGGUGAGCACCAGAGAGAGGGGACUUAACGAUCUGGAGGCCAGAGGAGUGGAUCUGUUUGAGAGGCCAGAGCUCACAGAGCGCAGGAAGUAGAGCAGGCUGAGGAUUUAUACAGGAGGGAAGAGAAAACCUCUGUGUAGAGAAAGUGUUUCAAGGUCAUCGAUCCUUCCGGCCCUCCCUGCUAACCCCCGCUGUGACCUCUGAAAGAAAAGUGGAACAAGAGAAAGGGGAAAUUUCCGUUUAAAAAACGCCUCUGGACAUUUAGCAGCCUGCGUAAUGGCAGCCAUUGAUCUGGAGCGUGGGCUGGAGCACAGAGGCAGGGGCUGGGGACAAGAGAGGCCAGAGCUGAUGGACAACUUCGACUCUGAGAUGCAGGAGUGGGAGGACCAGCUGCAGGACAUCCAGAGGAAAAUCGAAGAGUUGUACAAUGAAGUUCAGGCCCGCAGAGGAGCAAACGACAUCCCAGCUGACAACCAGAAGAAUGGCAGAGAAACGGAGUGUGGCCUGGUGCACAGUUCUGGUCUUUUUGUGCCGGGCCAGAAUCACCCUGGAGCUCUGCCUGUGCCACAUCACCGUGGCAACGGCUGCAACUACAACCCCAACGGGUACAGCUACCCCGUGAGUCAUCAGGAUGGCUACGGUUACUGCCACGGCAACGGUGUCUCAGAGAUCGGGGACUUGCUGCAGGAUUAUUUGGGACAGGGGAAACAAAUUGGCCGGAAGACCAAUGGAGCGCGCCAUGUGCACUUCAGUGACACGAUCAAGGUGAGUCAGGACACCCCUGCAUACGAGAAUGAGUUCAGCAGAAGAUAUCAAAACGACAGGUUUGGUCAUGAACAGUUUCGGGACAGUUUUGAGGCGACUGAAAACAGAAAGAAUCAAGUGUCUCAUAUGAAGGGCUCCCCUCGCAGAGAGAGUUCCCCCAACAAGGAAAACACAGGCGCCAAGCCCCCUCUGGGACAAAGGGAUGCUCCUGCUGCACAAUCACGCUCCCAGCUCCCACUAACGACUGUCGAAUCUCCCGCUCUGGACAGGAAGUGCUUCGGUCCGGGCAUCCUGGGAGACAGAAAGUGCAGCAGCCCCUCUGUUCUCAGGAAGUUUGGAGCCAUGCUGCAGGAAAAUGAGGGCAAAACUCUCACUGAAACAGGGGUGGUGACCCAACAGGAACUGUCCCUGGAGCCAAAAUGCCCCACCCCCGGGUGUCAUCGCAGAGCUCUGGGAGCUGCUGCAGUCGCCGGCAGGGCGCCCGCACGUAUGCCUGCCCACAAAUGCCAAGCGGAUUCUGAUGCGCUGACAGCAGAUUUAGAGCCGAGCCAAGAAUGGGGCUUAGUGUCAGACUCUGGGAGACAGAACCAUAAAGAUCAUAGGGGAGGCUACGGCGCAUCCAAAGGAUCUCAGCCCAGUCCUCAGCCGUCCCACAGGAGAUCACAGGUGGCAGGGAGCCCAAAGAUUAGACCUAGGACAAACAGUGGGGCAGAAAGAGAUGGAGGAAGGAAGCCUGCACCUCAACAUGUGGAGCCCAAAAUGGACUACAGGGUGUCCAGUGCUUCCUCUGGAGCUCACAGGAUUCAGAGGGGUGGGUUAGCAGGACAGGAGUUUCCAGGUUGCGGCCGAGUGAGGGAUGAAGGACUCAUUGAGCUGCUGGACAUGCUGGACAUCCAACAUGAGUUCAGCUCCAGCCCCAGAACAAGUCACACAGCUUACAGCAGACAGGAGCAGCAGGUAAAUCCAGCCGAGUCGUCUGCAGUAAAACCCAAUAGGUGCUUCUCUCGUCCAGCACGGCCAGCCAACCAGCGGCCUCCGUCCAGGUGGGCUAGCCGCACCCCGCCCGCUUUAAUCACCGCCCCAUCAGGCCCAGUGUAUCGCCCCCCAAGCCCAAUGACCAGAACCCAAAGCCCAGCCCUGAAGCACCGACCUCCUCUCUCCUACUCUCUUCAGACUGAGACUGUCAUUAUGUGAUACUUUUACAUUUCAGUAAAGCUUGAGCCCUCCCCAGGAAAACCCCUCAUGUGGUAACCACCCAACACGCUCUUUGUAAAUAGCGAGGACUUGCUCUGGUAAAGUGCUUACGAGAGAGUGGCGGGAAAAGUGCUUCAUUUCACCUCUAUGCCGCUUUAAGAGAUGAAACACAUCCACGACAUUCUCCAGUGUUGCUGUGGCUUUUUGCUUCUUUUGUGCCUAACAUUAGUCGACAGCUCCCCCUUUCUCCUCUUUUCUCAUUGUUUUUGUAUUGCGUUUAAGGUGUUUUCUGUACAAAGAGAUUUCAGCAUGCUGCCCUAGACUGAGGGUGCAUGCUCAUGUGUUUAAUCCUCAUUGUAGCCGUGUUGAAUCAAAUUCAACCUGGCCAAGAGAGGGAGUGGAUUAAUUGGCAACUGUGCUCCAAGCAGCAAACCUGCUAACUGUCAAAAACAGUGUGUUUUACUGUAUCAUAUUGUCAAAGUAAUAUAUUUAAGAUGUUCAAAUACCAGCUGUGAAAAAUGACUGAUAUGCCUUUAAUGUUUUUUUUGUUUUCUUGGUAAUAAAUAUGA